This is a messenger RNA of Talpa occidentalis (Iberian mole), 519 nucleotides long. RefSeq names its product C-X-C motif chemokine ligand 8 (gene CXCL8). The transcript has 4 exons. Lineage: Eukaryota; Metazoa; Chordata; Mammalia; Eulipotyphla; Talpidae. Gene Ontology annotation, molecular function: chemokine activity; CXCR chemokine receptor binding. The record is from RefSeq and is a predicted model, not a curated record. Bases 53 to 358 code for a protein of 101 amino acids. Gene Ontology annotation, biological process: inflammatory response; neutrophil chemotaxis; antimicrobial humoral immune response mediated by antimicrobial peptide. Gene Ontology annotation, cellular component: extracellular region.
CUCUCGGACAAGAGCCAGUUUAGAAACGGGAAAGACAGCGCCUCCUGCAAACAUGACUGCCAAGCUGACUGUGGCUUUCCUGGCAGCUGUCAUGCUCGCUGCAGCUCUGUGUGAAGCUGCAAUUCAGCCAAGAACUAGUACAGAACUUCGAUGCCAGUGCAUAAAUAUGCACUCCAAAUUUUUCCCUCCCAAGUAUAUUAAAGAACUGAGAGUGAUUGAGAGUGGACCACACUGUGAACAUUCAGAAGUCAUUGUCAAGCUCACUAAUGGAAAAGCUGUUUGUCUGGACCCCAAGGAAAAGUGGGUGCAGUUCGUUGUACAGCAAUUUUUGAAGAGAGCUGAGAAACAAAGUUCAUGAAAAAAAAAAUGCAUUCGCCAUGGUUUCCAAGAAUUCCCAACUAACAAUGCCAAUGAAAUUUCAAACACAUCUACUUCAACUUUCUGUGCGCUAUGUGGGGCUGGUUAGGGUUGCCAGAUAUAAUACAGGAUGCCCACAUGGGAAUUUCAGUAAAAUAAAGA